AUGAGCAGAGGCAAGUCUAUUGAAAGCAAGCCACGUUCAGCCCAACCUCUUCCCGAAAAGCCACGCAUUCGUAAAAGUCAUCGGAAACAUCAUGGUAAACUCUUCAUGGACCUAGGCAAGGAGUUUCCUCGACGUCUGACGAUUUGUGGGGUUGUAAUUGUCUUGGUGGUCGCGUCGCUUCAUUUUGGUAUUCAGCGCUAUCAAACUAUGCGGAGACAACGUCAAGUGUUUACGCCGAUCAAUCUGCCUAAGAUGAUUCCUCAGCACGAAACUAGUCCUGCAGUUUCGCCUGAAUUAUUCUGGGGAAGCUACAAACCAAAUAUCUUCUUUGGAAUGUCGCACCGAAGUCCCAACUCCACAGUUUUCGGAUUAAUUUGGGCAUCGUCUGAUGAGCAAUCAGUACACCUUCGUCACCAGUGCAAGCAUGCCCAAGGGGUGCAAAGCUAUAAUUGGAUCGAACAUGACGGCCGCAACUACGGUAUCGAAUCAAUCAUCAGUGGGAAUCAUAAUAUUACGGUUACUUUCGUUAAGCGUUCAAACGUUCCCAACGGGGGUGAUUGGUCUGCUCGAAUAUCCGUUUCAGUUGUUAAUGAGUCCCGGCCAGCGAAACCGGUGUCUGUUCUUUUCUACGGAUACCUUCCCGACUCCACGAAAGGACGAAUUCAGUCGUACACAAGUGGUGGGGAGCUGAAACGUCUGAGAGCAAUCGGUAAUGAGAUUCGCAUUACAUUCUACACCGCCUCCUUUUUAGGUUUCACACAUGAACUCGGCGCCUUCCAAGUCAACUUCCACAGAGUCAAUGCAUUCUCCGACCGGAAGGAUGAAUCAACCGCGCCCAGCUACUUGGUCGGUCACUGUCCCCGGGAAGAUGCUCUUUUGGCCGCCGUAGCCAGCGGACUCUCGCUGCGCCGCGACAUGGAAUCCGUCGUCUUCGCCGGACCACAACGUCUGGAACAGUUCAUGCGAACAAUUCCCGCCGACCCAGUGACCAAUCUCUGGGUUACCGAGGUCACCCACGUCCCCACCACCAGCAGCAGCAGCAGCAGCACACCCACGACCGUGCUCGAGGUGGAGUUCGUCAGCCAGGCGUCGACUUCCUCGGACGCCGUUCCCCUGGUCGGCGCGCAUUUCGACUCAGUGCUGGCUGAAUACUCGAACCAGUUUCAUGCCAAUUUCCAAAAGCGGUUCCCUCACAAUGCGCACGAAAGAACACAUGAACAGGUUGCCAUGUCUAAAGUCUGUGUGAGCAACCUGCUCGGCGGGAUAGGCUACUUCUACGGCUCGAGCCUGAUCAAGUCUCCCAUCACGCACGGAUCUCGAGACGACUAUGGCAACCUCCAGUCAGCGAUUGAGUACGGACCGGCAGGUCUCUUCACCGCGACACCCUCGCGCAGUCAGUUUCCUCGUGGUUUCCUGUGGGACGAGGGAUUUCACGGCCUCCUAAUGGCUCAGUGGGACGCGGAGUUGGCUCUGCAAUCGCUGAGCCACUGGCUCGACUUGCUCAACGGCGAAGGUUGGAUACCGCGGGAGCAGGUACUUGGGUGGGAGGCCAGAGCUGACGUUCCUCCUGAGUUCCUCGUUCAAUCCACCUCGGUGGCUAACCCGCCAACUCUUAUUCUGGUGGUGGAGUUUCUGUUGGAUCGCCUGACCGCAAUGUCUCCUGACGAGGCGGCAAUGUUUCAACGAUGGGCCCACAAUGCUUUCCCCAGACUUCACACGUGGUUUGUUUGGUUCAACACCACGCAGGCUGGCAAUGUGCCCACUUCCUACCGAUGGCGCGGACGUCCCACGAACAACCCCUUCCAAAUGAACCCGCUGACUCUUUCUUCGGGCCUUGAUGACUACCCGCGGGCCUCGCACCCAACCUCCGACGAGCGCCAUGUUGACCUGCGUUGUUGGAUGGCGCUGUUUGCCCGCGUUCUGGCUCGCUUAGCCGAGUACAUUGAUGGCAGUGGUGAACUCUCCGCGUCAACACUGGCCUACCGUGCGAUCGCUAGCGACUUGUUGGAUCAAGGGAAACUGGAUGAGCUCCACUGGGAUGAAAGGAACGGGAUCUAUGCUGACUACGGCCUCCACACUGACUCACUGAUGCUUGUGAGACCGCCCGCCUCGCCUAACGCCAAACCCGAUGACCCCCCUGUAUGUGCUGGUGUUCAGCGCCAGUUAAUGCUCGAUAUGAAUGCCAUUCGUGAUUUGGCGCCAUCUUUAAACAAGAUGUAUGGUCUUGCUUCCCCGAAUUCUUAUAACACGACGCCUUUUCUGGCACCCGGGAAAGAUUUCGUUGUGGUAUCGUAUCUUUUACCGCGUGACUCAUGCUUCCCGUUUAUUUUGUUUUCUCACCAGCCCGCGAAAAUACGGCGUGUGUUGAAACAGCCGCAAAUGCAAUUCGUCUCCUCAAGUGUGGGCUACGUGUCUUUCUUCCCACUGUUCCUCCGAGUCAUCUCGCCAGACUCCCCGAAGAUGGAGAUCCUCAUCGAUAAACUGGCCGACCCCGCGCUCCUCUUCUCCAAGUACGGCCUUCGAUCACUCGCGCCUACCUCGCCGUACUACGCGCAGACCAACACCGACCACGAUCCGCCGUAUUGGCGAGGCGCCUUGUGGAUUAAUAUUAAUUACCUCGCUGUUGAGUCCUUGAAGUUUUACGCAAACCACCCACGGGUCUCACCGACCGUGGCCGAAAAGGCCAGUCGUUUGCACAGAAAUCUGAAGGAGGCGCUUAUAGGUACUGUCUUGGGUGAGAUGAAUCGAACCGGGUCCACGUGGGAGCGGUACGACGACCAGACAGGAAAGGGGCUAAGCGGACACCCAUUUAAUGGCUGGACGGCCCUAGUCAGUCUAAUGAUGAUCGACGAGAAUAAAGCAUAA
Messenger RNA from Mesocestoides corti, 2865 nucleotides. The record is from the annotation of a GenBank genome assembly. NCBI's taxonomy places the organism in Eukaryota, Metazoa, Platyhelminthes, Cestoda, Cyclophyllidea, Mesocestoididae.